GGUGUUCUCACAACUUCUCAAAGUAACACUAGAACAACAAACUAGUAUAAGCUUAGCUAUAGUAGUAUGGGUUGUGUCUGUAAUUUCAGUUAGAUAAGGUGUAAGGUGUUUUACUUAGUAACAUGACAACCAUGGUUGAAGCUUUAGGAAUGUUUAUGUUCACCAACACUACCACUCUUAUUCCUGCUUUUAACCAAACAAUACACAAAACAACACAUCUUGGUCUCUCACGUAGAAACCAUGCUCAUUUUACACUCUCUGCAACCUCAUCAUUGAUUGAAACUAUUCCUUGGGGAUGUGAGAAUGAUUCAAUUGAAAAUUCAUCUUCUCUUCAGAAAUGGUUGUCUCAGUCUGGUCUUCCUUCUCAGAAGAUGUCCAUUGAUAAAGUUGAUGUAGGUGAGAGAGGUCUUGUUGCUUUGAACAAUAUUAGGAAAGGAGAGAAGCUUCUCUUUGUUCCUCCUCAACUUGUCAUCACUCCUGAUUCUGAGUGGAGCUGCCCGGAAGCUGGUGAAGUAUUGAAAAAGAAUUCAGUGCCGGAUUGGCCAUUGCUUGCAACUUACCUUAUAAGUGAAGCUAGUCUCAUGAAAUCUUCAAGAUGGUUCAGUUAUAUAUCAGCUUUACCUCGUCAACCAUAUUCACUUCUUUACUGGUCACAAGCAGAGCUAGAUCGCUACUUGGAAGCUUCACAGAUUAGGGAGAGAGCAAUUGAAAGGACUAAUAAUGUUAUUGGAACAUACAAUGAUAUGAGGGUUAGAAUAUUUUCCAAAUACCCCGAUUUCUUCCCUGAAGAGGUGUUCAACAUCGAGUCCUUCAAAUGGUCGUUCGGCAUUCUUUUUUCGCGCAUGGUUCGGUUGCCCUCUAUGGAUGGAAAGAAUGCAUUGGUUCCUUGGGCAGAUAUGAUGAAUCAUAGUUGUGAGGUGGAGACUUUUUUGGAUUACGAUAAAUCGUCAAAGGGGAUUGUCUUUCCGACGGAUCGUCCCUAUCAACCAGGUGAGCAGGUGUUUAUUUCAUAUGGAAAAAAAUCAAACGGGGAGCUUCUGUUAUCAUAUGGAUUUGUUCCAAAGGAGGGCACAAAUCCAAGUGAUUCAGUUGAGUUGUCACUGUCACUAAAAAAAUCCGAUGAGUCCUAUAAGGAGAAGUUGGAAUUGUUGAAGAAAUAUGGAUUAUCAGGAUCUCAGUGUUUUCCUAUAAGGGUUACUGGUUGGCCAUUGGAGUUAAUGGCUUAUGCUUAUUUAGCUGUUAGUCCUUCAAGCAUGAGAGGAAAAUUUGAAGAGAUGGCUGCCGCCGCAUCAAAUAAAACUACCUCGAAAAAGGACUUGAGAUAUCCUGAAAUAGAGGAGCAAGCAUUGCAAUUUAUACUAGAUAGUUGUGAAUCUAGUAUCUCAAAAUACAACAAGUUCUUACAGGUAAGUGGAUCGCUAGAUUUGGAUGUGACUUCCCCGAAACAACUCAACAGAAGACUCUUUCUAAAACAGCUAGCCGUGGACUUGUGUAAUAGCGAGCGCAGGAUAUUGUUUCGUGCUCAAUAUAUAUUGCGAAGAAGACUGAGGGAUAUGAGGACUGGUGAAUUAAAAGGCUUGAAAAUCUUUAAUGGGUUCUGGAAUUUUUUCCAAUGAGGCCAUUCAUUAUUUUUUACCCUUGGUUGUUUUGGAAACAUCUAGCUCACACUCUGACAAAAUCAUAAACUUGUUCAAGUUCAUCAUUUCAUGUAAUUUGUAUUUGUUUCUGAUAGAAAUAGGUCAAGUCUUGAGCGAUAAAAUAGUCUGUAUGGAAAUUGAAAAGAAAAAUGAAAACAAGAAAAGAAAAGGCUGAGGAAUUAUUGCAUCUAAAGGAAUUUUCUGAUUCAUUUUGUA
Medicago truncatula (barrel medic) is the source of this 1853-nucleotide messenger RNA. Its product is annotated as ribulose-1,5 bisphosphate carboxylase/oxygenase large subunit N-methyltransferase, chloroplastic. The record is from RefSeq and is a predicted model, not a curated record. Gene Ontology annotation, biological process: peptidyl-lysine monomethylation. NCBI's taxonomy places the organism in Eukaryota, Viridiplantae, Streptophyta, Magnoliopsida, Fabales, Fabaceae. The coding region runs from base 123 to 1616 and encodes 497 amino acids. Gene Ontology annotation, molecular function: protein-lysine N-methyltransferase activity; protein binding; [ribulose-bisphosphate carboxylase]-lysine N-methyltransferase activity. Gene Ontology annotation, cellular component: chloroplast. The transcript is spliced from 12 exons.